UUAGCAGUUUAUAUUUACUAAAAUAAUUGCACUUCCAUGUUGUGUGUAUUGUGGGAGACCAGAUAUAGUGAAUGCAGGGUCCGGGGAGACCGGAUAUAGUGAAUGCAGGGUCCUGGGAGACCGGAUAUAGUGAAUGCAGGGUCCUGGGAGACCGGAUAUAGUGAAUGCAGGGUCCGGGGAGAGCGGAUAUAGUGAAUGCAGGGUCCAGGGAGACCGGAUAUAGUGAAUGCAGGGGUCCGGGGAGACCAGAUAUAGUGAAGGCAGGGUCCGGGGAGACCGGAUAUAGUGAGUGCAGAGUCAGGGUGGGGAGAGCGGAUAUAGUGAAGGCAGGGUCCGGGGAGACCGGAUAUAGUGAGUGCAGAGUCUGGGGAGACCAGAUAUAGUGAAUGCAGGGUCCUGGGAGGGUCCGGGGAGAGCAGAUAUAGUGAAU
Molecule: messenger RNA, 430 nt
Organism: Staurois parvus
Lineage: Eukaryota; Metazoa; Chordata; Amphibia; Anura; Ranidae
Source: the annotation of a GenBank genome assembly